Messenger RNA from Xiphophorus maculatus (southern platyfish), 2972 nucleotides. Its product is annotated as inositol monophosphatase 1-like. The record is from RefSeq and is a predicted model, not a curated record. The transcript is spliced from 8 exons. Gene Ontology annotation, molecular function: inositol monophosphate 1-phosphatase activity. Bases 1697 to 2752 code for a protein of 351 amino acids. Lineage: Eukaryota; Metazoa; Chordata; Actinopteri; Cyprinodontiformes; Poeciliidae. Gene Ontology annotation, biological process: signal transduction; inositol metabolic process; phosphatidylinositol phosphate biosynthetic process.
ACGCAUUAACAAAACACAUAAUUUUUUUUUGUCAUUGUGCAUUAAUACACUAUCUUAAAUUAUAACAUCUCAUGCGUCAAGAAACUAUCCGAAUAGUAAUAAUAAAAACAAUCUGAAUUUAUAUCUCUUUUUAAGAGAUAUAAAAAGAGGUUAGGUCAUCACUUGUUUGGACCAGUAAUCUAUUUUUCUUCCAUAUCUUCUGUCGUAUUAAACAUGUUUUCAUUGCAUGAUUGUUUUCUGUUUGGGAUACUUUGCGUUUCCACAGCAUUAUGUUGCCAUCACCGUGCUUCAAAGUGAAGAUGGUGUAUUCAGGGUGAUGUACAGAAACCUGAAUAGGAGUGGAAAGAGAGAGAUUAUUUACUGAUUUAAUUUUGCUAACGAAUAUUUUGUUUGAAACUUGUACAUUCUUUGUACAUAAGUUUUGUAUUAUUACAGUGGACUUCUAUAUGGUCUUUUACUAGACCUUUAAACCCCAUUUAUAUGUUGAAAUUUAAGGUAUGGAAUAAUCUAUAGCAACAGGUUUUCUUCCUCAUGUGUCAACUCCGAUCAGCUUCCCUGAAACAUGUUGUGACAUCAACCUUCAGGAAUUCACUCAUUAUUUAAUAACCUCUCAUGUCAGUUGUUGCGUUGAAUCAUAUGAAGAUGGGUGUGUCUCCCUGUUUCACCUGCAUUGGAGUGAGAGGAAGGCUCCCUUAAAUUUUUCCACUUUCUUACUCAACCCUAAUUGCUCUCAGUUGAGAGCAAAUGGGACAUCAUGAUGUUUCAGGUCUGCCGUUUUGAAAGACAGAAAGCUGUUUUUUUCCUUUGGGCUGAUGGGAAUGAAACUCCUGGGGGCUUCUAGUACUUUUCCCCACGUUGAGGCAACUUUGUAAGUUGCCUCGCCUCCACAGUGAGUCAAUUUAAAGGUUUGGGCCUUUUAAACAAGCAUCACUAGCACCUGAAGGCUUACCUGGCUGCAUAUCUUCUCCUCAAGGUGAGUUUUUCUUUCACUAUUUCUGCUGUUUCUUAUCAAACGGGGUUCCACUCGUUCUUAAAUGUUGUCUUGCUGCCAUUUACCUCAACUUUUAGUUGGUGACUUAAUCUUUGUAAUGAAAUCAUCAUUGAAUUUUCAUCAAUGAUUAUUGCCUAUAAUAGUUUUAAUAGAAUUAUCAGUGUCGUCUUACUCACCAGUUGUCAAAUUUUAGAUGAAAGAAGAGAGGAUGGGAAAUGGUACUUGAUAGAUUGAGGUGAGAUAUCAUUAAUCACAUUAUUAAACUGACUUCUUAACGGAACAACAUUUCUUCCCUGAAGCUGCAUAUUUCUUAAAAAACCCCUCAAUAUUUCUUAAAAUCAAAUGCUAUACGUUCUUCUGAGAUAAUGUAAACAAACCAAUCUACCUCAUAGCAGACGAAGCAUUAACAUUUAACUUAAGGAGUUUCCUUAACAUGAAAGUUGUCACUUAAGCCAGUUUUCUUCCACAACCAGGCAGAUAUAGUUGAAUACAGUCACAAAAAUCAUGUCCUAACUCAUACUAAGCUUUUUUGUUACUAUCUCUAAUUGACAAGCAAUAUAAGGACAAAUUUCAACACAAUGUGUUGCAAUCCUGGCUUGUGGUGGUGGUUUGGAACAAUGCUGGCAGACUCUGAUGCAGAAAAAAUCUUACUUAUGGUAUGUUGCUGAAAUGAAAGCGUACUAAUUGUGAUGCAGGUCUGUGGUGAUGCUGUUGUAUUCUUUUGCUCACCUCAGAGUCACUGAGGCUCCAGUCGCUAAUAAUCCUUUUUACAGGCAUAUUUUUCCAUACAUUAAGCCGUAUUUGCAUGUUGUUCGAAUAAUGACCCACGUUUUAUGGGAUGUUGCUGCAAUUUUACAGUCUUUGUUUUAUUUUACAGACUCUUCCAAACAACCUUGUAGCAGAAAUAAAAUGGAGGACCCUUGGCAAAAGGCUUAUGACUUUGCAGUUGCUGUUGCAAAAAAGGCUGGAGAGGAAAUUCGAAAAGCUGGCGAGAGUGAAAUAAGAGUGAUGACCAAGAGCUCUACUGUGGACCUUGUCACAAAGACUGACGAGAAGGUAGAGAAAAUCAUCAUUGGGUCUCUAAAGCAGGAAUUCGGAGAAGGAACACACUGUUUCAUUGGGGAAGAGUCUGUUGCAAACGGUGAGCCGUGCAUCUUGACCGACGAACCUACGUGGAUCAUCGACCCAGUAGACGGCACCACAAACUUUGUGCAUGGGUUCCCAUUCGUGGCAGUUUGCAUUGCCUUUGCUAUCAAUAAACAGUUGGAGUUUGGUGUGGUGUACAGCUGCUUGGAGGACAAGAUGUAUAAAGCAAGGAAAGGGAAGGGUGCAUUCUGCAACAAUGAACCCAUUCAAGUUUCUGAUGUGAAAGAUAUCCACAAGUCCAUUAUCAUUUCUGAACAUGGAAUUGAUAGGAGUCCAGAGAAAGUGACCAAAAUCCUUUCCACCAUGCAAAGGAUUCUGUGCAUCCCAGUUCAUGGGCUCCGAGGGUCAGGAACAGCUGCUACCAACAUGUGUCUAGUGGCAACCGGGGCAGUGGAGGCCUUCUUUGAGAUCGGGAUCCACUGCUGGGAUAUCGCUGCUGGAGCAGUAAUAGUCCAAGAAGCUGGAGGAAUCCUUCUGGACGUUGAUGGCGGGCCAUUUGACUUGAUGUCUGGAAGAAUGGUCUCAGCAAACAACGAUGUCAUUGCCAAACGGAUCAUCAAGGAAAUUGAAAUAUUCCCCUCAGCGAGGGAUGACGCACCAAUUGAGGAAAAGUGAGAAGAUUUUUAAAGGCUGGCUGCUCUGAAUUAGCAUAUGGACUGGAAAAUGAGAACAUGAGAAAAGUAUGUUUUCUACAUGCGUAAAUUAAGUUACUAUACCACAGUCAUUCCUGAUUGUCUAAGUGUGAAAGCUUGGCGUAAUUUGUUGGUAGCAUAUUUUGCCCAAUCAUAUCAUUUUACUCAUCAUUUCAAGCUUGCAUUAAAUUUGAUUGCCUCUC